CACCCGAAAAAUAGCGCAUCCAUCAAGAAUCGAUACUUUUUUUUGAUUCUCCUUUUCUAAACAGCCUACCUACCCAAAUUGCUAUUUUUUCUUCCAAAAUGCUAUUCAUUGAGCCAAGUUUUGAAAAGCUCAACGCCGAAGCGUUUGGAAAUCCAGUUGUGCGUAAGCUCUCGACUGUAAAUGUCUUGGCUCUGACAGCUUUCGGUCUUUCUAUGGUUAUUCUCAGAGACGUUUUUGAGCUCGAUUUUCUUCUGAUGAAUACAGUGGCUGUUACAGUUGCAUGGUUCUCGUUUGGUUGGAUUUCCACCAAAAACUAUUUCACAGUUUGGAGAUUGAACAGUAUGUCACUUGUUUCCUGUGGAUUUUUGACGCUUCUCUGCUCGAAUCAAUACAUUUGUGAUCAUCAUUCUUGGAUUGUUUCAUUUUCGACUUUUUUCUUCACCGCCCAUGUUCAUCUGACAAAUGCCACAAUUUCUAGCAUUGAGCUUCCUGAAAAGACGAGAAGAUCUCAUGAGCACAUCAAACUUCACCGACUUCUAGUUCUGAUCUUUGUGUUCUACAUCGGAUCAUUUUUGACUGUCAGAGACGGUAAUCACGUGACUUUUCUGUUCGGCAUUUUGAUUGUAUUGACUGGUGUCAGACUUGAGAUGAUCCCAGCUGAAGUUCAAAAGGAAAGAAGUAAGGCGAAAAUGGAAUAAGUGAUAAUUGAUAUUCAUUGGUUUUCUAUUCCCAGUUUUAGUAAAUACAUUUUAACAGCUUCACACAGUGUGCGGCCCAAUUAUGGUAACACGAACGGCUGUUAGAAAUUCUUGUAUAUCUCGAAUACCCCCCGUUCAUUCAAAAAAGAUUUGGCUAGUUUUUCUGAAUACUACAGUUUUUUUUCUCUAUUUUAUAAUCUAAAAUUAAUGUUGAUAUACUGAAUCAUGAAGUUCUGUCAGGUCUUGAAA
Caenorhabditis elegans is the source of this 947-nucleotide messenger RNA. It is a transcript of the gene W04E12.2, whose product is annotated as Cytochrome b561 domain-containing protein. The record is from RefSeq and is marked reviewed. The transcript is spliced from 3 exons. The coding region runs from base 99 to 698 and encodes 199 amino acids. NCBI's taxonomy places the organism in Eukaryota, Metazoa, Nematoda, Chromadorea, Rhabditida, Rhabditidae.